CUAAUGCGUUGGUUCAUACGUGUCGUCCGCAUUCAUGGUGUGAUGGAGCGCCGCCGUGCGGUAGAUGCAGCUGGUCACCACUCUCACCACCUCAUCCAACGACCGGAAGGUGCCGGGGAAGCCGGGGAUGACGCCGGAAGUCGCCACACCCCACGACUGCAAUUCCCAGUCGGCCACCACGUCACCAUCGCUGAAGUAGUAAGCUGACAAGUAGUUCUAGGGAAGGGGAAGGCGGGGGGGGAAGGGGGGGUGCGAGGAUGUAUCAUGUCACCGGCUGGUCACGCAGUGGCUCGUCAGCUACCUUCACGAAGGUUCUGAUGGCGUCGUAGAAGCUGAUGAGGUCGUCCUGUCGCUUGAAGCCAGGAAUCUUGGCGGUGCCGCGCUGCGCCAUGCGCACGUAGAGGUCGGCAUCCCAAAAGCUCCCCUCCUCCUCCAACCUCGUCCACGCAUCAACAACCCACCUGCCCGUAGAUACAAAAAUGCAUUUACACAUACAGCAUCAGGACGAAGUGCCAUGCCUCAGACGAAACUCCCUGUUGUGAGCACAGCCACUUGCACGUAGACGGCAUGUCCCACUCUAUCCCGCGAUACAUACAUGCCAUGCCAUCCGUCUGCCUAUCUGGCGUACUUGUGCGAGCCGACAGAGCCCGGUCCAAACACCAUGUCGAUGCCACCGCCGGGCGCGAAGAGGGCGAGGGAGAUUGCUUGGAAAUCGUUGAAGAAGAGCUGAGACAUAUGGUGCUCAAGGAGGACAUGCACUGGGUGGGUGGGGUGUAGCUGACGAUGCAAUUCGACACGCACAGGGUCGAGUAUCUGCAGGCAGACAGUUACAGAGGUAGGCACAUAAAUAGGCCGAUGUGAGACCAUCCCCAUGCCAGCACACAUGGUAUGAGAUGUCCAUGUACUUCUCUUCUCAGCCCUUCCCGUCCCUACCUACCAGAUGGACGUGGAUGAAGUGGUCGUAGGCUUGGGCGACACCCUCGGCAGCGUCCGCAGCCAUCUUGGCGAGCUGCCACUCGCUCGCCGUGCUGUUGGUCCAUUUGACCACGCGGCCGGUGGUGGGAUCCUCCAUCCCGGCCAGCUGGGGCGUGUAGGUGAUACCGUUGUCGACCACGUGUAUAGCGAAAACGAUCAACUUCUCCUCGGCCUUAGGGAUGAGGCCUUGGCCGUCACGACCGAGACUUCGUCGGUUGCUGAUGACGGAUAUCGGGUGGCCUGUAGCUGUGGUGCCUGAUACUCGACAAAAAUAGGCGAUAGUCGAAGGAGUGUACUGCAGAAAGACACACACACACACACACACUCCACACAGAGGGAAACACAUACGUACAGCCGUAAGACACCCUCCCUCCCUCUCCUACUACCUUCCAUGGCGUAGCUGGCUUGUUGUAGCGGUGCAUUUCCGAUAUGUCCUGCGCACCCACACCCAUGGAAGUCCAUAUCGACGCCUCUCUGUCCGUCGCUGUACCAAACGCCUGGCUUUCACGUGUCCAUACAUACAUCCACCAAUACCCACACCCACCACGAUGAAAAUGUCCUCGGCCUCCAGGAGCGACGGGAAGUCUCGCCCGCAGGCUUCGAGCGUCACGGAAGGGUUGUCAUCAAAGCGGUUGGUGAAGCGCGGCUCGUUUGGUAUCUGUUCGAGGCGAAAACCCUUGACUGAUCCAAACAACAGGGACGCAGUAGGUACACGUGUAUAGAGUAUAUCAUGAUUGAGAAGGGUGUUGGAAUGCCCUCGGAAAGUGCAGCCAAUGGACCUGUGAGGCGGUCCAUGGCAAAGGCUUCGUCAUUGGUGCCACUACAGACAGGCAAAUAGGGAGGGAGGGGGAUGUCCCGUUCGAUCCCACUUAUCUGUGCCCUUCCCUCCCUGCCUGUAGGAUGAGUAGGGACGGUCAAGCAGUCCAAUCUUCUGAAUGCUUUUGCUGUUCUCGAGCUCGCGGUACACCUCUUUGAAAAACUCCUCCCCGCGGGAAGGGGAGUCACGCAGCAGUCGCUUUAGCAGCUCAAUGGCAAGAUUCUUGCGUCUGUAGCUGUUCUUUUUCGUCAUCGGCAGGGCGAAGAGGGCCGCGUCCUUCAGCAGAACUGUGCGACGUGCAGGACAUACAACCAAGCAUCGCUUACUACUCCUCUCUCUGACGAAUGGCUUUGUCUGUCGACUCCCUGACGUACGUGUUUGGUAUCGUGUGCAAUCGUCCUCGCACAUUAACGGGCUCAGCCUGCUGCUGUUAAACUCUUUCAACGGCGGGAGGGGACGAGGCAUGGGACCUGCAUGAGCGCACACAGGUGACGCCGACCGACACAUGUAGGGUCAAAGAAGGCAAGUGAGGAGGCAACCCCGUUGCGUGCAUUGUUGGAUCAGUGGAUGUCGUUAAGCGUGUGCAGGACAUACAACCAAGCAUCGCUUACUACUCCUCUCUCUGACGAAUGGCUUUGUCUGUCGACUCCCUGACGUACGUGUUUGGUAUCGUGUGCAAUCGUCCUCGCACAUUAACGGGCUCAGCCUGCUGCUGUUAAACUCUUUCAACGGCGGGAGGGGACGAGGCAUGGGACCUGCAUGAGCGCACACAGGUGACGCCGACCGACACAUGUAGGGUCAAAGAAGGCAAGUGAGGAGGCAACCCCGUUGCGUGCAUUGUUGGAUCAGUGGAUGUCGUUAAGCGUGAUGCCUACCUGGCGGGAAGUCCUGAUGAAACAAAACAGAGAUAGCUUGCCAUCGGGCGACGAGAGGUGAGCGCGUGCAUGCACCCCUCCAUCUCCUCCAAUCCCUCCCUGCCUAUCUGCCUGUCUUACCACGCCCGUGAAGCCGCCGUCAUUGCGGAACCUGGAUCCGAUAUAGAGCUGCACCCACACAUACACAAACCAACAGAGACGGAUGGCACGCUGGCAGGCAGCUGUCUACCCUCUGCGUGUGAGAACCAAUGCCCCGAACACUUGAUACGCCCCUAAGUGUACUACCAGUACUAUUCACAUAUCCACAAACCUGUCUUGGGCCGUUGCGGAGGUCCUCGUCGCCCUGCACUCUCACAAGGUCGGCCUGGCGCGUUGCGGUGGGGAGGUGGGAGCGUUGAGGCAGACUCAGAAUCCUUGUUGCGAGGGGCGAGGCUACCUCUGCGCCACCAAAGAGGAAACCGAGACAGCAAUGAUGUAGUGGCAGUUUCACCGUAUCGUGCGUCCGACUCAGAUGGCUGCCUGCUUACGGGCUUUCAUUUCACGAGCCAGGAAGACCGAGGCAAUGGUGGCCAACGAGGCCAAGAGAGGGUGGAGGUUCGGCAUUCCGGAGGAGGUUGUGCCAGACGUCACGUCACAUCAGGUAGGAAACUGAGCAAUGCUGCACGGUUGAG
Vitrella brassicaformis is the source of this 3338-nucleotide messenger RNA. The record is from the annotation of a GenBank genome assembly. Lineage: Eukaryota; Vitrellaceae.